AGUUCAAGGUCAACCUGAGCUACACAGUGAGACCCUGUCUCUAAAACAACAAACAAAAAAUUACCAGAACCACUGUCACCUGGGCUGAAUCUCGAGCACGCGCCAAGGCUAGGCAGGUGAAAAGGUGGGCAACGAGGCUCAGGCAGAAGAAAUUCUUUGGGAAGAGCGAGGCCAAAGAGCAUGCUCAGGGGACCUGCGCAGGGUGUCGGCCUGGAGUGGGCAGCACAGCAGGACAGACUGGGCUAUGAGGAUGAUGUGAAGGAAUCCAGACCCCAUCCUCAGGACACUGAGGAGCCAGAGAGGCUCACACACUGGCAUGAGCAGGCCCCGCUCGGAGGUAGUGAGAAUCCUGACUGAGAAGGUUCGAAGGGAGGCAAGGCUUAAGACAUAGGAAGAUGACUGCAUUCACCCCUUCAGCAGCAGAGCCUGAGUUCAGGAAGCAACAGAAAGGACAGCGAGCAGACAGGCAUGAGUGUUCAGGAAGCUGACAAGGCCCAGCAAAGUGUGACUGAGAGAAAGGCAGAUUAAGGCCGACUGGGUGGGUGAUGAUCCAAGUCACUUGGAGAGCAGGCCCUGAAGAAAGGAGGUGUAGGCAGGCAGCUUCUGUUUGCAUGCGCUGGAGGUCAAAAGCCUGUGAAGGGCUACAGUGCAAUGCACAACAAUCUCAUGGCUCUUGCCUGCACAGCAGGACUGCCUGUUCGGCUCCAGUCUGGAGGAAAGGCCACAAUUCUGCACCAGUGCCCAGAGCAAGGCCCAAAUCCUUCUCGUUUCUGUACACGAGCUGAGUGUUUAGCACCCAGAGGCUUGACAUGUGUUGGUUUAAUACCCCCAUCAAAUUUACAGAAAUACUCCCCUUGGGGAAUGAAAAAGGUGCUUCUGGAGAUGGAAGACCAGAAAAACAGCUACGAGCAGAAGGCCAAGGAGUCACUGCAGAAAGUGCUGGAGGAGAAAAUGGGCACAGAGCAGCAGCUACAGAGCACACAGAGGUCCCUGGCCCUGGCAGAGCAGAAGUGUGAAGAGUGGAGGAGUCAGUAUGAGGCUCUGAAGCAGGACUGGAGGACCCUGGGGUCUCAGCACAGAGAGCUGGAGAGGCAACUCCACGAGCUUCAAUCCAAACUGCAGGGAGCAGACAGCAGAGACGCACAGAUGAGCCAGGCUCUGCGACUUCUGGAGAAUGAGCACCAGGAACUGCAAGCCAAGAUAGAAUGCCUGCAAGGAGACCGGGACCUGUACAACUCUGAUGCCCAGGACCUGCAAGAUCAAUUAAGGAGGUCUGAGGAGGAGAAAUUCACCCUGAUGACCAGAGUACAGCAGUUGCAGAGUAAGUUUCCUUCCAAGAUCCUCAAACUAGCACACAGGGAUUCUUGGUGAUCCUGGUGCUCCUCCUAGGGGACGACUGGGCUUGGGUCUGGCAUAGCCUCCUAACUCCGUGCAUUUUCAGAUACACUUCUUGUGAACUGGAGUCAUUUACAUAGCGCUUCAUAAGUUAUAUGUUAGCCUUUGGUCUUUCCUAUUUUUUUUCCUUCCAUGUCAAUAAUGAUCACUUACGUUUCUGUAAGAAUUGCAAAUUUUAAAAAGCACUGGUGUCCUAGGGUUGCUUCUUAUGUAUUCUGACUUAUUACACGCAUAAAUGUGUCACUUAGACCUUACUCACUAGACAGAUUCAAAAAUAAGCAUUUACAGAGGUCUUAGUAAGUGUAGGUACCCUGGAAUUUGCACUGAGAAAAUAACGACAAAGCUAGUAAUUCCUUCCUUUGUAAGCUGACAUUUCAAGUAAGGUCUCCAGUGUGGUAUAGGGCUUUACAAAAAAAAAAAAAAAAAAUCUAUGUCAAGUCUUACUAACUGCUAUGCAGGGAAUAGAUGGAGGUUAAAGGGGAAAUCGUUGCUAUUUUACAUAGGGUCAUCUGGGAAAGCUUUUCCUUUCUUAGGGGGGAGGAUUUUGUUUUUUCUUUCUUUUUUUUUUU
Messenger RNA from Fukomys damarensis (Damara mole-rat), 1964 nucleotides. Its product is annotated as TRAF3-interacting JNK-activating modulator-like. Bases 652 to 1371 code for a protein of 239 amino acids. Lineage: Eukaryota; Metazoa; Chordata; Mammalia; Rodentia; Bathyergidae. The transcript is spliced from 4 exons. The record is from RefSeq and is a predicted model, not a curated record.